AUGUUAAGGUGUGUCAGGCGUAUACCAGAAGUCCCGAGCGCUUAUUCGAGGGCCCUCCAUGGCUGCCAACGAUUCCAAUCGACAUACGCAUCUUCCACAGGUCAGAAUGGUGUUUUUGAACCCAUGGUUCGUGGCCCCAUCAUGACUUCCAAGACCGAUCUAAUGGGCGAUUUUCCAAAAAACGAGCUUCAUCUGCUGGAUCAGGGGAUCAGGAAGUCGGACGAAUUCGCAUCUCAGUUUACAAACUAUCGAUAUAGGUUCAAGAAGCUUCCACCCACUUAUGGCUCCAACCAACUUAUAUCUAUAGAGCCCGAGCUGCAGCAGAAACUAGAAAGCGUGGUACAGGACUUCAAAUCUCCCGUGAAGUAUGCAUUCGGCUACGGAUCUGGCGUUUUCAAACAAUCUGGGUAUGAGCAAGGCCAAGAGGUCCCACAGAUUGAUCUCAUAUUUGGCGUAUCACACCCAGAUCACUUCCACUCCCUGAACAUGAGACAAAAUCCUCAUCAUUACUCAUCGUUGAGAUAUUUUGGAUCAAAAUUCGUUUCAAAAUUUCAAGAGGUGGGUGCUGGUGUGUACUUCAACCCAUUUGCGGAAAUUAACGGUCAAACGGUCAAGUAUGGUAUUGUGUCAAUGGAAGUUCUUUUGAAAGAUUUGGCAACUUGGAAUUCUUUUUACUUGGCUGGGAGGUUGCAGAAGCCUGUCAAGGUACUCAAAAACGAUUUGUCUGUGCAGUACUGGAACCAGCUUAACUUGAAAGCUGCUGCAACCUUGGCGAAACACCUCAUAUUGAAGGGAGAGAAGAAACCAAUCGACGAGUUUGAGUUUUACAAGCAAAUUACUGCUUUGAGUUACGUGGGGGAUAUUAGAUACAAACUGGGUGGUGAGAAUCCUGAUAAGAUUCGAAAUAUAGUUGAGAAGAACUUCUGUCAAUUUCAGGAGUACUACAGACCCAUUUUCAAAGAUGUCAUUUUGAACAACUCGCUUUAUCUACCGCAGGGCUUCACUGCCGAAAACUCAAUUCAGCUGUUGGAAAAAAGAAUAUUUCAAACCAGCUCGCUGCAGACAUUCAAAGGAGUGUUCACGGCUGGUGUGUCCAAGUCGAUACGUUAUGCUUGGGCUAAGAAGCUGAAAGCCAUGAAGAGGGCCAAAUAG
Molecule: messenger RNA, 1152 nt
Organism: Lachancea dasiensis
Lineage: Eukaryota; Fungi; Ascomycota; Saccharomycetes; Saccharomycetales; Saccharomycetaceae
Source: the annotation of a GenBank genome assembly